CUGCCCCAGCCUGUACCUGGGGCUGCGGGGAUGCCAGAGGUAUCCCCAGGACUCACCAUCCCGGUAGACAUCCCCCCCUUCCACUUCCAGCCCCGCCAGGUCGGUGUGGACUGGCAUCGCUUCAGCGCCAUUGAUGUGGAGCAGGUGGCCCAGGAGGUGGACGUGGCCAUGCUCCAGGAGCACAUUGCCGGCGUGACCUUCUGCAACCUGGAUGGGGAGGUGCUCGGGAUGGCCCAGCUGAGCAUUGAGUACCUGCUGCAUUGCCAGGAGUGCCUGGGGACCAGCCUGGCCAUGCAUGCACAGCGCCUGCAAGCUGCCCACGCCAAGCUGGCUUGCACCCAGCAGCAGGCAGCAGAGCAGGCGGCGCAGCUCCGGGGGGCAAAGGAGGAGAGCAGAAGGUGGAAGAAGCUGAUUGCCACACAGCAGCUCCUCCUGCAAGCUGGCCCCAACACCUACUGCAAGUGCCACCUCUGCGAUAAAGCCUUCAUGAACAACUCCUUCCUGCAAGCCCACCUGCAGAGCUGGCACACAGAGGCCACCGAGAUGGAGAGGCAGGACAUGAAGCAGGUGGAGCAAAUGGAGAAUGAGGUGGAGGAGUUGAAGGCAAAACUGCGGGAGAUGCAACAGCAGCUGGAAGCAGAGAGGGGAGCGGAAAAGCUGCGCAGGGAGCAGGAAACGGAGAGAGCUCACCAUCGAGAAGAGAAGGGCAGGAGAGAUUUGGAAAGGUGGAAUGAGGAGGAGAGGAUGAAGCUGCAUGAAGAGAUAGAUGGCCUGAGGCAUGUCUUCCUUGCAGUGUUCAAGGACGUGGCCAGCAGGAGCAGUGCCAUGGAGGGGAAACUGCAGGAGCUUCAGGCCAGAGAGGCAGCGGAGUCCAACCUGGGGACCCUGCAGGACGAUGACACCGAGAAGCCAUGGUGGCGGGCACCAAGCUGGGCAGAGCUGCUAGGCAAGCAGGAGAGGAUGGCCGUGCAGGUGGGCAAUGUGGUACCUGUGUCCUUACCCUUACUGCACAUCCCAGGAGUGACCCAGGAGGUGACCAAAGUGGUGCCUGAUGAAGAGUCAUCAGACAGAAAGCAAGCUGCCCUGGGUGGGAAGCAGAGGCUGCUGGAAGCCCUACGGAGAAACCCAAACCUCCUGAAUCAGUUUCGCCCCAUCCUGGAGGAAGUGCUGGAAGAAAAGCUGGAGAGCAUGGGGGUCAAGAGGGUUGCGAAGGGGAUCUCCACUUGGACCUACAAAAGGCUCCAGGCUCUGGUCAGGCUUCAGCAGCAACAGAAGGCUGAGAAAUUUCCCGGUCUCCUCUGCCUGAGGGAUGAGUUGGUCCGAGCGGUGAUGGGGAAAGUUAAGCGAUGCAAGAAGCCCAGCAGUACUUUGCCUCGACAGCUCUCCAUCAUCCCAGCUGAAAGCCCGAAGAGCCCCAGGUCCAUUCGUGGGGCACAGCCCAUGGCGAUACCAGCUGCAGUAGAGCCUGAAGCCUCAGUAAUCCUCCAGCCUGCUCCUCGGAGCAGAACCCGCUCCACCCACAGCCCCCCGAGGACUCCCUGGGGCACCCUGUGGACCUCCAAAGCCACCGAGGACUUGUCCCACGGUGGAGUGGUGCUGGGGGAUGAGACUGACUCCAACGGGUGGGACCUGGACUCGCUGGAGGAAACGGCUGGUUCAGGGACAGCCACAUCCACAAUGGUGAGGCUCUUGGAGAGAUGCCUGGAUGCAGUGGCACAGAAGCCACCCAGCAGGGUGAAACUCUUCCCAGCCCUGAGCUCGGCAUUGCCAAAAAACAGCCAGCCCGCCAAGAAACUCAAGUUUGCAGGUGACAGCAGUGACCUGGAGACCUCCUCCCUGGAGGACCUGGCUGAGCCACCAGCCAGGUGGCUGCUGAUCCUCAGGGGGCCACCUCGGUCCCCAGGGCCCUGGGGAACAGGUCCUGCAAGGGGACACAUGGUGGUGACAGGGAAGUGA
Molecule: messenger RNA, 1956 nt
Organism: Pygoscelis adeliae (Adelie penguin)
Lineage: Eukaryota; Metazoa; Chordata; Aves; Sphenisciformes; Spheniscidae
Gene: DZIP1L
Product: DAZ interacting zinc finger protein 1-like
Exons: 12
Coding region: 31-1956 (641 amino acids)
Biological process (GO): cilium assembly
Cellular component (GO): ciliary basal body; cytoplasm
Source: RefSeq, a predicted model, not a curated record